Parus major (Great Tit) is the source of this 13966-nucleotide messenger RNA. It is a transcript of the gene PKHD1, whose product is annotated as PKHD1 ciliary IPT domain containing fibrocystin/polyductin. The record is from RefSeq and is a predicted model, not a curated record. Lineage: Eukaryota; Metazoa; Chordata; Aves; Passeriformes; Paridae. The coding region runs from base 778 to 13137 and encodes 4119 amino acids. The transcript has 67 exons.
GGCUCCAAGCAGAGGAGGGCAGAGGUGUGGGAGUAGAGAUGCUGCUCAGUGUCUGAGGGAGGCUGGAUUGCUUCUUCCCAGAAGCCAAGGCUCUCCAGGGCAUGAAUGAUAAUGCCAUGAAAAUCCUCUGCCCUCUUUUCCACAGGGAAAAAGACCUGCAGGGUUAAAGCUACUUGAGAAGUGAUAAGGGAUCUAAACACCUUUUGGGCAGAAUUCCCAGCAGAUGCUGUUGGGAAUACCAUGGGAAAAUUGAAUUAAUAAUAUAUAAGGGAACCCUGAAGUCCACUUGCUGUGCAAGUCAGUCCCAGACUACCAGCGUAUCAAGAAACAGUUUUUCUGUCAUGUUGUAGAAGGGAAAAAAGGAGGAUAAAAUGGAUUUAUUGUCCUCCUAUUGGUGGACCUAACCAUGUACCAAUGGAAGAACAAUACCAGGUUAUUUUUGUUAUGGUUAUUAAAGUCUUGGAACAAAACAGUUAAUAGCAGCAAGCAGCUUGGGUUAAUAAUUAAGCACCCUCAAUGGAUGGCUCUGAGCUGUCUGUGACGGGAUUUUAGCCUUUUGGGAGACUUGUCUGGUGGGUUUCAGCACUGGGCAGGGUGACUGACACAACCCCAGCCUGAAACCUCUGGCAGAGCUGGUGCCAAAGGGAUGGAGCUCUUGUGCUGGUAUUGGAGCCCCUGCACUUCUCUCAUCAGAGAAAUGGAGGAAGAACAAAUUAAGUAAGUUACAGGGAAGGUCCUGGAGCCAGACUCUUGUGAAUUCCUCAUCCAGUGUUCAAGAUGAACCUUUGGAGAACAUUUCUGCUGAGUGCUGGCCUGAUAUUCUUGGCAGGGACAGCCUCAGCAUCUCUCAUCAGGCCCCAUGAGGGCAGCAUUGCUGGAGGAACAUGGAUUUCCAUCACUAUGGAUGGCUCAACAUCCCACCAGGUAGAAUCUGUCUCUCCAGCCAGUGCAUCCUGUCUGGAGGUGUUCCUGGUGAAUCCAGACCUGCCCAGGCUGCCCUGUGAUGUCUCUCCUCUGCAUUUGGACUUGCCCACUAUCAAGUGCAGAACAAGGCCUUCACCCCAGGAGGGUUUGUACUACGUGGAGGUGAUGUUUAAAGGACAUGUGAUUAACAAUCUGACUGAGAAAGAGAACUAUUCUUUCAAGUUCUCAGCUGAGCAGACACCUGUGCUUUACCAAAUUAAUCCAUCAUCUGGCACCCCAGGAAAUUUAAUACAGAUCCAUGGGAAGACAAUUGCUGGGAGAUACGAGACCCUGGACUUCAAUGUGGAUUAUAUUGAUGGGCCAGCUGUUCUUACCUCAGAAGGAGAUGGAUGGAGCAGUCUCUGCUCUUUUGCUGACAGGAGAUCUGGAAGCACUUACCCUGUUCAGGUGAAGGAUGGACUGGGGACUCUGCAGUGCCGGGUGGAAGGGAACCACAUAGGGUCCCACAACAUCAGCUUCUCGGUGUUUAACAAAGGAAAGUCAGCAGUGGACAGAGGUGCUUGGCUCAUCAGUGCCAAACAGGAGCUUUUCCUGUAUCAGACUCAUCCAGAGAUAUUUUCCGUGUUCCCAGCUGGAGGGAGCCUGGCAGGGGGCACUGAUCUCACUGUCACUGGGGAUUUCUUUGAGGAGCCAGUGCAGGUCACUGCUGCAGGUGUUCCCUGUAAAGUCAAGCACGUCUCUCCCCGGGAAAUCAGAUGCACCACCGAGCCUGUGGGCAAGGACAGGAGGCUUGGUGCCCCCCAGCCAGGAAACAGAGGGCUUCUCUUUGAAGUCUGGGAUGAUGCCUCUGAUCUGACAGAAGCAGGUCCUGGAUACAGAUGGCAGUUUGUACCUAAUGCCAGCUCCCCAGUAAGGUUUCUGUCUGGGGCAAAGAAGUCCUUCAGCUCCAGACUCCGUGGAUUUUUUGUGGCUCCUCAGACCAACAAUUACACCUUCUGGAUUCAGGCAGAUGGUCAGGCAUCUCUCUACUUAAGUUUGUCCCAAGAUCCAAAACAGAAGGUGAGAAUUGCUUCUCUCCCUGCUGGCAACUCGGAGUGGUCUGAGAACUGGGUGAAGAACUGGAGUGAACUUUGGCAGCCAAAAUCCCAGAAAUUUGAGCUAACUGCUGGUUCAAGGUACUACCUGGAAGCACUGCAUCAUGCCAAGACACCCAGCAAGGGGAUGAGAGUUGGAGUCCAGAUACACAACACGUGGCUGGACCCCCAUGUGGUGAACAGCUACUACACUGAGAGGCACGAAAUUCGGGCUCGUGCCUUGCAUCUUCCAGAAGUGCAGAUGUUGGCUGUGUCUGGUACAGGUUAUUUCAGUAUCUCCUGGAACAACACGCUGAGGAUGAUCCCCACAAAUGCUACAGCUCACCAGGUGCAAGCAGCAAUAGAAGAACUCCUUUCAGUAGGAUGUGAAAUUGAGCCAACUUCUGCUAAAAUCCUUUUUCACUGUGGUUUUGAGAAAGAAGAUAUGAAGGACAUCACCACCACAGGACACGUUGUCAGUGGAACAGAGCCUUUCUGUGGGAGGUUCAGCAUCCACAGACCAAGCCAGCUGGUGAAGACUUCCCCAUCAAUGCUACCAAGAUAUGACCUUACUAAAUACACACAUGUGUGUUUUGCACAUAAAGGCCACAUGAGCAAUUUCCUUCAUCUCUCAGUGUCCUACACCAAUGUCUCCUCAUGUCCAGUGAGGAGAAACCUCACCUGCCAAUGGGACUUCAAUGAAACUGACUCUAAAAGCUGGACAUUUACCUGCAGCAACCUCUGGAAGAGGUGUGUGAAUCUCUCUGUGUUCCUCCAGGACCUCCCAGCCAAUUCCCCAGUAUUUGUGCAUCAGAUAGGCUUGCAGAGCCCUGUGCUGCAAAAAGAAACACCUGGAUCAUUUUAUCUUGAUGAGCUCAUCAUUGCUGACAGAGAUGUGAUAGUUUCUCAGAGAGACCCCAAACCCCCCCGGCCAGGGGGGAGGACAAUUGAAGCCGUGUCUGUGCUGGGGUCUCCUCCCACCUACAACGUGUCCUGGAGGGUCUCUGGCUGUGGUGCCAGCCUGCCCCUUCUCUCUCUGAGAGGUGCAGUGCUCGGGGAGGGCUCUGAGGAAUACGGACACCUGAAUGUUUCCACGGAGGAUGUGAGGGUUGGCCUCACCAUCCAGAGGCUGCAGAAGUCAUCCCCACCUCUUGGAGGAACCUUCUGCAUCCACUUGGCCAACACAGCGAUACCAGGAGUUUCAGUGCACACCUCUGCCCACCGGCUCCGCAGGCUUUUGCAGGACAACGUGGAUCAUUUUACAGCUCCCUUCUUCAACACCAGUGACUUCACCGUCACCAGAGAAUCCAGCUCGUGCUAUGAAAGCACCUGGACACUGACUUGGAAAAAAACAGCUGGGGACUUGCCCAAUGUUAUCAGUGUCUCUGAUGAAAACCUCACUGGCCUGAAGCCAACUGUCUCUACCCGUGUGGUUUACGAUGGGGGUGUGUUUAUUGGACCAAUAUUUGGGGACAUGCUUGCCACCCCCCACAACCAAACACAGGUGGUGGUGACGGUGAAUGAUGUCCCUGCAAACUGUUCUGGCUUGUGUUCUUUCCAGUUCAGCCGGGAACUGACACCCAUAGUCAGAGAUGUGCAGUAUUCAUCAGGUGAAGGGUCCCAGGCCACCGUGGUUCUCAGGGGAGCUGGCUUUGGUGAGGAGCUGCUGGCCCUGCGGGUGGAGGUGAGCAAGAGGAGCUGCCACGUCACGGCUGGGAACCAGAGCCAAGUGGUUUGCCAGGUGCCGAGGCUGCCGGUCGGGAUCCACCCGGUGACGCUGCUGGUGACACCCCAUGGCUUUGCUCUCAGUGCCACCACAGGACAAGGGAUCUUCCUCACAGUCCAGCCAACGCUGGGAGCUGUUGAACCUCCUUCGACCUCAGAGAUUGGAGGACUUAAAGUGACUCUCAGGGGCACCAAUCUGGAAGGGGUAAAUGCAGUGUUGUUUGGAUCCCAGCCUUGCCCAGUUUUGGAGGAGGGCAGAAAUUCAACCAGAAUUCAAUGUAAAGUUCCUUCUCGGGGGACAGAAGAUGCUGCUGUCCACGUGACACUGAUUUCUGGGUACCAGUCAACAACAGUAACCAACUUGUUCCAAUAUGAUCCUUCCUUAAACCCUGCACUUGUAUCCCUGAGCAGGAACAGAAGUGGCAUAGCAGGAGGUGAGGAGCUUCACAUUGGAAUAUCCCAGUUUGCCAACUACCAGGGCUCAGAUGUCAAAGUCCAAAUUGGGGACUUGUGGCCACAGAUCCAGGCACAGACAGAGCGUGGGGUUAAUGUGACACUUCCAGCCCUGCCUGCAGGGUGGUACAACAUUUCUGUCCUCAUCAAUGGCAUCGCUGUCGCUUCAAGCAGGGUUGAGCCGGUAAUCCAGUACCUCUCCGAGAUCUUCAGCAUCGAGCCGUGUUGUGGCUCCAUUCUGGGUGGAACACUGCUCACAAUCUCCGGGGUGGGCUUUAGCCAAAAUCCUGCCCUGGUUUCUGUGUCAAUGGACAGUCAAACCUGUACAGUUACUCAACUGGAAGAAGAGACAAUUAAGUGCCUGACCCCACCAGCUGUUAAUUGGUCUAAUGAAGAUUCACGUGACACCUCUGUCAGAGUAAAUGUAGCCAUCAGCAGUGGGUCACUUCAACAAAUUCUCUUUGCAAAUAGGACCAUCACUUUUAACUACCAAAGAGCUUUGACUCCCCUCGUUACUUCUGUUGAAACAGAAAUCACAGACAGCAGCCUGCUCUUGAGCAUUCAGGGAAUAAACAUCACUGGAUCUACGGCUAAGCUUGGACACAGCACAUGUCAACUUGAGUUUCAACAGGACAACCAGUCUGCAGUGUCUUAUCGGUGUUCUUUGCCACUGAACAGCUUGGAACCUGGGACUUUCCCCAUCCAGGUCAUCCAGAGGCAGCUGGGAUAUGCUCAAGUGACAGCAAGGCAGCAGGCCCUCACCAUAACUCCACAGAUAAGCUCCAUAUUCCCAUCUCAAGGAUCAAUCUGUGGCGGGAUGUUGCUCACUGUAUCUGGUGUUGCUUUGAAAUCCAGGAGGAAUUUGGUACAGGUCAGCCUGGGGAGUAAUUAUUCCUGUGAGAUCCAGAAGUCUGAUAAUGACUCCAUCAGUUGUGUUGUCCUUCCAGGGGCCCACCCUUUGCACCCUCAGUGGCAGCCUGAGGCAUCUCGGGCUCUCAGUGUCACCGUGCUUGUCAAUGGGGUCCGCAGUGUGUGCCUUAGGGACUGUACACUCCACCUUCAUGAGCACUGGACCCCCCUGGUCCACCUGGUGACCUGGAAGACCAAUGGGACAUUCACCUACAUGACAAUCAAAGGACAGAGGUUGGCGUGGCAGGGUGACAGCCCUGUGGUACAUGUGGAUAACAGCACUGCCUGCAAGGUGACUUUCUGGAAUGAAACCAUCAUCAAGUGCCAGACAGCCUGCCUGGCCCCAGGGGAACACAACAUUUCCAUAUCCAGCAGGAAAAGUGGUCAUGCUUGUUUCAGAGGGACAUCCAGCAUUCUCACCAUCCUGCCUUGGGUGUACCAGUUCUACCCACGGAAUUUCAGCACCAAUGGCGGAGGCCUGCUCAGCUUAGCUGGGUUGGCCCUGAAAGGAAAGAGGAUGACUUCAGUCCUCAUAGACCAUCGUCCUUGCCUUGUUCUCAACAUCACCUGUGUGUUCAUCCAGUGCACGGUGCCUCCAGGGAAAGGCACGAGGGCUCUGAGUCUGAAAGUAGAUGGGCACUCCUAUUACCUUGGAACAAUAAAUUACAGUGAGGAAUUCACCCCAGAUUUCCUUUCACUUGUUUCCAAUGGUCUCCUUUUAACUUUGACAGUAUCACAGGUCACAGAGAUGGACAUUAUCCUCGUGUUUAUUGGAGAUUUUCCUUGCAGCAACAUCACCAUUGCUCACACUGUGUUGCAGUGCACAGCUCCUCUGCUCCCUGUGGGCGAGUACCCUGUGCUGGGUCUGGAUAUUCCCAGGGGAUGGGCUUCCUCCAACCUGACAUUCACUUCUCCUCUGACAGUGACAGCUGCACGUCACAACUGGGGUGGCUUGAAUGGAGGACAAGUUUACCUGCAUGGAACUGGGUUUUCCCCAGGGAAGACUUUGGUCACAGUCUGUGGCACCAGCUGUGAACUCCUGGGCAACAUGACAGUGACUGAGCUGAGCUGCCUUGCCCCACGCCUACGAGCCUCUUUGGCCAUGCUCUGUGGCCUGACACAUUCUUCUGCCAGCUGCCAAGAGGACAGAGCCACCUUCAUUGAGUGUGACAUCCGAGUGGCGGUGGGCACCUCCCAGCAGAGAAGAUCUGUGUCCUACCUCUACAUCUGCGGGGACAGGCGGCCCCAGGGGCGUUUCGCUGGACUCUUUGCCAGGUUAGUGCCGUGUCUCUCCAUCAGCCCAGCGGGUCCAUCCACAAAUAACACCCCCCCGUGGUUUCCCACCUUUUGCAGAGCUGUUCCAAAUGAUGGGCUGAAGGAACAAAUCCUUAAUCCUCACACUGAUGCCACUAGAGCAGCUGCUUUGGGUUAUUUUUUCAUCACCUGUCUUGCAGCCUCUUUGGCCAUGCUCUGUGGCCUGACACAUUCUUCUGCCAGCUGCCAAGAGGACAGAGCCACCUUCAUUGAGUGUGACAUCCGAGUGGCGGUGGGCACCUCCCAGCAGAGAAGAUCUGUGUCCUACCUCUACAUCUGCGGGGACAGGCGGCCCCAGGGGCGUUUCGCUGGACUCUUUGCCAGCCCUAAAGUGGAAAGAGAUGAAGUUCUCAUCUAUAAUAGCUCCUGUAACAUUACCAUGGAAACUGAGGCAGAGAUGGAGUGUGAGGGAGCUAAUCAGCCAAUUACUGCCAAGAUUACUGAGAUAUGGAAAAACUGGGGCCAGAACACUCAGCUUGCCCUCCAGUUCUGUGGCCGGUGGGACGAGGACUCCAGCUGGCCUGCUGGCCACCAGCCGCGAGAUGGCGAUAACGUCACGAUAGAAGAAGGUCGGACCCUGCUCUUGGGGACCACCACGAGCAUCCUCAACCUGCUGCAACUCAAAGGUGGCAAACUCCUGUUUACUGGACCAGGACCUGUAGAACUGCAUGCUCAUUACAUCCUGGUGUCUGAUGGAGGAGAGCUCAGGGUGGGAUCCUCUGAGACCCCUUUCCAUCACAAAGCACACAUCUAUCUCUAUGGAAGCCUCCAUUCUCCGCCUUUAUUUCCAUAUGGAGUCAAAUUCCUGGCAGUCAGGAAUGGGACCCUUUCCAUUCAUGGCUGGAUGCCCAAAGUAGUUUCCACACACUUGCAAUCAUCAGCUAACGCUAGUGACACACGAUUAGUGCUCCAGGAACCUGUUGAUUGGCAACCUGGUGAGGAAAUCCUGGUGGGAAGUUCAGGCCUUGGAGAUGCAGAGCAGCAGGAGGAAGUGGCUGUUAUCCAGUCUGUGAACAGCACGGAGCUGCACCUUAGAUCACCCCUCAGGUACCCCCACAGUGCUGGAGAGGGAUGGGGCAAUGGCCGAGGUCUGCCUCCAAGUACUGUGGUGGCACUGAUCAGCAGAAGGGUUGUUGUUCAAGGAAAUGUCACACUGGAGAGGAUGUCCCACCUCAGGCAAUGUGCAAAUGCAGGUGGCUCUGGGUGUUUGUACAAGAGAAGUGAGAGGCAGCUGGGCUCUCGGGACCUGGGAGCCGUCGUGGUUGUGGAGGCCUUCCAGGGACAGGCGAGUCGGCUCCAGCUGGAGGGGGUCCAGUUCCGCCACGUGGGCCAAGUGUUCCGGCCCCACCGCAGCGCCCUGACUGUCACUGGCAACACCUGGAUGGCAGACUCUUACAUCCAUGGGUGCUGUGUUCUGGACUCCUUUGGCCAAGGCCUCCGUCUGGCCGGGAUCUCCAACCUCAGUGUGGACAGCAAUGUUUUCUACAACAUUUCAGGCCAUGGGAUUCUCCUGGGUGAGGGGCUAGAAGAGGAGAACAAAAUCAGUAACAACAUAGUGAUUGGACUUUCUGUAAGUGAUGGUUUAUCCAAUAUUGAAACACUGUCACCAGCAGGGAUCUACAUCAGGGCUCCUGCCAGCCACAUCAGGGGUAACACAGUGUGUGGUGCUGGGUAUGGCUAUUUCUUUCAUCUCUCCCCUGAGGGACCAUCCCAAGUGCCUCUGGUGUCCUUCAGAGAGAACACAGCUCACUCCUGCACAAGGUAUGGGUUGCUGGUGUACCCAGAGUAUUUGCCAGACAGUCGUGUUCAGCUCAACAACUUCACAGCCUGGAGCUGCCACGGGGGAGCACAGAUUUUCCGUAGCAGGAACCUCGAACUACGGCAUUUCUGCAUUUCUAUUUGCGAGGACUUUGGCAUUGACGUUGUGGAAAGCCUGGGAAACGUCUCUGUGUCUGACAGUGUUUUAAAUGGACACCUUGGGCAAAAGGAUAGGACCUGUAUGUCUGCAGGACUAAAGACUCCCAAAAGAUACCAGCUCUUCAUCUCCAACACAGCUUUCAGGAACUUUGAUGUGAACACUUGCACAGCCAUCAGGACUUGUUCUGGCUGUUUCCGAGGGCAGGGUGGGUUUACAGUGACAGCUGAACAUCUGAGCUUCACCAAUUCCCCUUUCCAAGUGUCCUUCCCCUUUCCUCACUCUGCCAUCCUUGAGGAUCUCGAUGGCUCCACCACGGGACAGAAGGGAAGUCAUGUCCUGCCUUCCACAGAUAUCCUGGCAGCGUCUUGCACAGCCAGUGCCAACUUCAGCCAAGCUUCUGGUGGCAGUGUCUGUGACAGUGACCUUGUUUUCCACCGUAUGGCUCUUCAUUUAAAAGAGGCUCCAGACAUUCCUUAUAAUUUAACUGUGACUGACAGUAGGAAUAAGACAGACACAGUAAAUUAUGUCUCUGAUACUUUAUCAAACCUGUAUGGCUGGAUGGCUCUUCUCUUGGAUAAAGAGACUUACACAUUGACAUUUGGCAGCCCUUUGGUCAGCAAACAGCUCCAGUAUUCAGUGACAUUUAGCAACUUCAAGGCUGGAAAUUACCUGCUGAUGGAACACAAGGAUCUUCCUGCCCAUCUUGAGGCUGUGGUGUCCUGUGGGACAAGGAGGGGACAGCCACUCCCAUUGCUCCCUUCCUACGAGCACCACAGGAGCUGUGAUUGGCAUCUUGACAGAAAACUGGGGAAGUUCACCUAUUUGGUCACAGGAGCUGACUUAAUUCAGGUCACACUGAAAGAGAAGGAGAGAGUGGCUUUACCUACCCCAGUUCCUUCUGGUGCUGUCUUGAAAUGGUCACUCCCAGAGACGUGGAAUGGUGUGGGAAAAGGCUGGGCUGGAUCCAAUGGCAACAUCCCAGGCCCGGGGGAAGAUGUCAUCAUCUUGCCAAACAGGACCAUCCUGGUGGAUGUGGCUCUUCCACCUCUGAGAGGACUCUACAUCCUGGGGACCCUUGAAUUCCCCAGCAACUCCAGCAACGUCCUGAGCGCAGCCUGUGUCGUGGUGCUGGGGGGUGUGCUGAGAGUGGGUUCUUUGCAACAUCCCCUAGAAAGGGAUUUAAAGCUGCUGCUCCUUCUUCGGGCAUCUGAAGGGAUUUACUGUGAUCGUCUGGAGGAUAUAAAUGUCCACCCAGGGAGUAUUGGAGUUUAUGGGCAGGUGCAAAUUUAUAGUGCUUAUCCUAAGAUGCCUUGGACACAUCUGGGAACUAAUGUUGCUCCUGGCAAUGAAAGGAUUUUUGUGGAGGAUGAAGUAGAUUGGGAUCAAGGUGGGGAUAUUGUGAUCAGCUCUACAUCCUAUGAAGCCCACCAAGCUGAAGUACUUACACUUAAAGAAGUCCAUGGUCAUAAUAUAAGAAUUCAUGAACGUCUUCUACACAGGCACAUUGGGCGUCCCCAUGACACAGAAGACGGGAGACGCAUCCCUUUGGCCGCGGAGGUUGGGCUCCUCACACGGAACGUGCAGAUCCAGUCAGAUCUGGCUUGUGCUGGGAGGAUGCUGGUGGGACACAUCACAGACUCCAGUGGGAUGGAGUUUGAAGGUGCUCUUCAACUCUUAAAUGUUCAGUUUGUGAACUUUGGGCCUCCUGAUUUUUCUGCCAUUGAAUUCAGGAAUGUAUCCCAGGAGUCCUCAGUGGUGUCAUCCAGCAUUAGCGGCAGCUGCGGAGCCGGCAUUAAAGCAGUCGAGAGCAGUGGGAUCUUGUUGCACAAUAACGUGGUGUUCAACACCACUGGACCUGGCAUUGAUUUAGAAGGGAAAAAUCACUCUCUCAUCAGGAGCCUUGUUAUUCUGAGCAGGCAGCCAGCAGGUUCAUUAAACUGGGUUGCUGGCAUCAAGGUGAACCUGGCCACCAGUGUCUCCCUCCGCGGCAAUGCCGUGGCAGGAUCCGAGAGAAUUGGCUUCCAUAUCAGGGGCCAAGAAUGUUUUCCAGAUAGAGAAUACUGCAGUGGAAAUGUGGCCCACUCCAGUCUCCAUGGCAUUCACCUGUACCAGGAAGAUGGAUUUCAGACCAUCUUAGACUGCAUUAGAAUCACAGGUUUUCUGUCCUACAAGAAUUAUGACUAUGGUGUCAUGCUCCACCUUGGAGGCAGCAUUAUGGUGGAAAACGUGGUGCUGGUGGACAAUACCAUGGGACUCCUGGCAGUGGUGCACUGUGCCUAUGCUGAGCAAUGCUACACGGGGAAAAAAUUCAUAGAACUUAAAAACUCUGUCAUUGUCGCAACAAGCUCGACUUUUGACUGCCUCAGAGACAGGAUCAAGCCUCACUCAGCUGACCCAACAGCCCAGGACAGACCCCCACGCUACCCUCUAAGAGGCCGUGUCGGGAUUUUAUGGCCCACGUUUACCACCGUUCCCAGCCAAAGGCCAGAGGAUCCCUGGCACAAAACUGGGAAUUGUCCAAAAGCCCUGGGAGUUGUGAAGUUGAAAGAAGUCACCUUUACUGGUUUUACAAAGAGCUGCUACAGUGAAGACAGGGAUGUCUGUAUCAUGUCAAAUGCUGAUCAUUUAGACUUCAUGCCUCUCAUCACAGCAGAGACAUCAAGGAUGUUACAUGUCAGUGAGAAGGACAAGUUCUACUUUCAUCCAACAAGUGGACAAACUUCUGAAGACACCAUGCUCCCUGAAAAGAGAUGCAAAGGCUCAAGGAAAGCCCUUUUCAAAGAUUUGGAUGGAGGUGUCCUCGAUCUAGAGCCACCUGUCUCUGUUUUCCCAAAGUCAGAAUUUGAAUGGACACAGUUCUACUCAGAAGCUGGAAUUUACAGAGAUGACAGUAAGUGCUUCUUCAAGCCCUCAGUACAAGGCUACUUCUGCAAACAGACAGAUCAUGCGCUUGUCAUCUUAGAAAACUUGGAUUCCAGUCUGGACAGCCAGAGACUGUUCCCAGUGGUUACAAUGACUGGCAGCUUUAUGGACACCUUCACUGAUGAGACCUCACAUUCUUUGUGUUACCCUGCAGAGCAUCGUUCUACUUUCUUCUCUGUUCUACCCUCCACCCAACUCAGCACAGUUUGCUUCCCAGGCCUGCCACCUCUGGCUUUCAGACUCUACCUCCUCAGUGGCCAAAACACAACCAGGCUGCCCCUGGCCAUAUUCUUCACUGAAACACUCAGCCUUCGUGUUUUCACCCAAGGGAAUUAUAUCUCUCCGACCCCCUCUUCUUUUUCACCUAACGCAGGGCCAGGAGCCAAUUACUUCAGCUUUGAGGACAACCUUCUCUAUGUUCUCCUCCAUGAGAAGGAACCUGUGGAAAUAGUUGCUGGCCUUUCCCUUCUUGUGGCUUUCACUGUAACUGAGGCUGUUGGGGAAGAGGGUGAGGAAGCUAUAACUCGUCGAUUGGCUGAUUUCUUGAAGGUUGGUCAUGACCAAGUCAGAGUAGUCCAUAAUGUGCUGGGAGGUGAAAGCACAUUGAAGGUAAUCUCAGCCAAUGCCAACAAAAAGAGAUAUCACUGCCCUAACAUGGCAUUUUGCACAGCCUUUCAGAGCAGAUACAGCCCACUGGAAGAGGGAACACAACCAGGGAGCAGCCGGGCUCUGCAUCCACCUGAUGGGGCUGGUCCAUCAAGAGUGCUGAUCAUUGAGCUUGGUGAUCUGCCGGGUCAUCCAAGAAAUGAGUUGACAAGUGACAGCCUAAAGAGUCUGGCCAGAACAAUUAUCAACACUCAUCAGACUGGAGACCUUCAGAGUGGCCUUGGCUUGACAGUUGACACCUUAAUGGUGGCUCAGUCUCCUUUGCUGUCCCCAGGAGAAGGUAACAGUAGAAAUGGAAGCAGACAACAUUCAGAAAUGUGCUUAUACAGAAGACCCUACAGCAUCUCUGUUCAGGUGCAGCCUUCAGAUGGAGAAAUUGAGAAGCAGCUUCCAGUACAGCCAAAAAUCAUUUUCCUGGACAGAAAGGGUGAAAGAAUUGACAAACUGGGGACCCCUGCAGAACCCUGGGUUGUAUCAGCCCAUCUCAAGGAUUCCUCCAAGGCUGUGCUGAAAGGGCUCACCCAAGUGCAGGUCAUAGAGGGAUGUGCAAGCUUUUCCAAUCUGGCUGUCUCCAGCUCAGGAACAAACUGGAGACUUGUGUUCACUGUCACAUCACCUCCAGGGACCAAGUUCACUGUGCUGUCCCAGCCAUUUGCCACCUUCCCUGUGCCCAUGAGAGCCAGGGCCAGCAUGAUCCUCGUUGUCAUACUGGGUUCAGCAGCAUCUGCAUUCAUCAUUGUUCUUUCAUUCUGCUGGCUCAGGAAGAGCAAAAGCCACAAAACGAGGACUGAACAGCCUCAUCUACCACGGGACAGCACCAAGAGACCCAGUGAACAGUUACAGCCUCCUGCAGCUCCCACCAAGCCUUGCUUCAAUCAAGGACAAAAUAAUAGUGGAGUGUCUGUAGCAGGAGCUAAGGAAGGAAGUGGAGCUGCCACAGGACGUGCAGAGGAGCUGAACCAGAAGCCCAAGUCGCCAAGAAAGCCCCGCAAAGUGCAGCCCAAGAGAGGUGACAGACACAGCUUUCCCUCAGCCAGGAAGAGUGACAGCCACCAACAGCCCCACAGAGCAAGAUCUCCUGGUGACUCUGAGGAGCUGCCGGGGUGCUCCAGGCAGGAGGAAGCUCCCCAACCUUCAGCUGGGUACAAGCAGGAAAGGGAGAAGCGUGACGGGAUGUCCCAACAGCAGAAUGAUGUCAGAGAGUGCGUUGCCAUGGUGGCAGCAGAGGGAUAACGCAGAGAUGGGAGGGGAUGAACCACUGUGGUCACUGUGGGGUUCUGUGGUCAGAGAAAACCACACAGGGUUUGGGCUGAGGGACCAGAUGGCCAAAGGAAGCUGCAGCCAGCUGCCAGGCUCUUUGGUGCUGACCUUUCUGAGCUUCCAGAAUGGGCUGGGUGCAUCCAAACUGCAUUUGAGACUGACUACUGACCAAACCCUGGCUGCUCCAAAAGAGUCUCCAGGAGUUGUUUUGGGGAGUGCUUAGUGGAUCAGCUUUGAGAUUGCAUUCAAAAGCAGCCAGGGAUGAGCCCAGCAACCCAACAGGGUUUCUGACACUACAAUGUUGUAGCAUGGAUGUUGUCUUAGUGUUUCAAGCAUUGCUGGUGAAUAUGCAUAUAUGUAAAUAUACAGAAAUUGUCUCAUUUCUUCCAGCCACACUUUUAGUUUCAUUCAAAGAAUCUCAGUGUGUACACAAAUAUUUUCCUUUUUUCAUUUAUUCAUCUCUCAUUGUGGCUUAAGUAAAUGCUUCCAUUCCACUCUACUUAAACCUUUUAUUUUCUUUUUUUGUUUUUUUUAGAAUAAAGUAUAUUACUGAGUAAAUUGUCAGCAUGGCAUUGUUUUCUGACACCUUUAAAUCACUGGCUUGUUAUGAACACUACUCUUUAUGGAUAAUAAUACUAAUGCUGAUAUUCUUCAGUUGCCCAGAGAAUUCCUCUGUGCUUUGCUUUACUGAGCUGGAAGAUGAGGAACUUUAUUAUGCCUUCUCUGUACCAUAAAAUUCUUGGUUGCAAGGUGUCCUGGUGGCACCAGAUAAAAUUUAUACUCCUUUUGCAGAAAAAAAAAA